AUGGAUCAACGGCCGGUCUAUGAGAGGACUCUAACAGAGUCCCAGCUGCUCGAGCAGCUUCCGAGUGGAAUCUCGACUUUCAUUCGGACUGCAUCGGGGACGCAACACCUCCACGCGCUUGCGCUUGGCGCAUUAAACACCGAAUUUACAGAGAGCAUUUUCAGGCUCUACGAACCGAUUUUUGUCGAUCUUGCAGCUCGUUGGCUUCAAUCGGAUUUACAUGCCGAUUAUAUUCAUGUGUUAGCGGCAUUCGCGCAGAUUUUGCCAUUUGCGCCGCAUCUGCGGUCGCUCGCCAGUCAAUAUGCCUCAUCACAGACUGGCCCUCUCUCGGCAUUGGCCGUAUCGAAAGAACUAACACUGCUGCAGCUGGAUCAGUCUAGCAUUCGCAUCUUACUCCUCGCCCUCUUCCGACUCCUUUCGUUUGAUCUCGAGACGUUUUCUCCCGUCGUUUCACCGCUUCAACUGCAGUCCCUCUUCCAGUCUCAAGACCGAGUCACACGGUACCUUGCUGUACGAUGCUUUGCCUUAUAUAUGCACGCAGCUGACGCGGCUACCGAGAAGAUGGUCCGCGCGAACACCGGGACCGAUCCCGUUGAAGGAGAAUGGGAAGGCACUCUUAUCGAUUACCGCCUGCUGGGAUUGUGGGAGGAACGGCGAUGGGAGAGCCUUGGACGAAUCAUCCGGAACGAGAGGUCUUCCAGGAAGGAGGCCGACGCUUUGGCGCUGGUCGAGAGGACAAAGGACUCUUUCACGCCCAAAACCGCAGAGAUCUGUGGAGUUUUGAUUCCCAGGUUAAAAGAGGAGGUGCCCGUGUACUCGAGCUCAGUCGUAAAGACCUCGACUACGAUUGGUAAUCUGCGCCGGAUUGCAGGCUCCCUGCUUGGGUUCAAGCCUAUUAUGUUGGUCGGUUUGCCUAAUUCCGGAAAGACCUCUUUGAUCAAUGAUAUUGCUGCCACGAUGGGUCAAUCUGAAUCUAUGGUUACGCUUCACCUGAAUGAGCAGACGGAUGCGAAGAGUCUUCUGGGAAUGUAUGCGACUUCGUCUGCCUCUGGUUCCUUCUCCUGGCAACCUGGUGUAUUGACCAAGGCUGCACGCGAAGGUCGCUGGGUCUUGAUUGAGGACCUUGAUCGCGCUCCCUCUGAAGUGAUGGGUCUUAUCCUCCCAAUUAUUGAGAGAGGAGAGCUCACCAUUCCCAGCCGGAGAGAGCGGAUUAAAUGUGCAGAGGGCUUCAAGAUUAUUGCAACAAUGAAGUCAUCAUACAACAUUGCUGGUGAGGAGGUUGCCCACAGCACCUCCAUGCUCGGGAGCAGACUUUGGGAGAGAGUGCAAGUCAACUCUCUUCCCGUGGACGAGAUGCGAGAUGUCAUCCUGCAAAAGUACUCCUUGCUCGAAUCUCGCGUGCCGACCCUCAUGGAGGUCUACGCAAGAGUAUGCUCUGCAUUCCACGGGAGUCUUGCAAUCAAGGGCUCACAGGGCCGUACCCCGGGUUUCCGUGAUCUGAUCAAAUUGUGCAGUCGACUGCACAAUCGCCUGCAACGCAUGGGCGCGAAGACCGGCUACGAAGCCACGUCAGAAGGUACCGAGGAUGAGAUAUUCCUGGACAUUGUUGACGUGUUCUUGAAGUACCUGCCUGAGAGGUCGAUGCAAAGCACUCUUGCCGCCGUUGUUGCCGAGGUGCUUCAGAUCUCACCUCAGCGAGCACAAUUCUGCCUGCAUGAGCGUACGCCUUCAUAUACUGACAAGAACAACAGUCUUGUUCUUGGUCGGGAAAUCUGUCAGAAAAUCAAGGUACCGAGUGGAUCGGCCUUGAAACUGGCGGCGGCAGCCUCUCGAUUUGCUCCUACAAGAGCAGCGUUGUCACUGAUGGAGCAGGUUGCAGCCUCUAUACAGAUGGCAGAGCCUGUACUGCUUGUCGGAGAAACUGGUAUUGGAAAGACCACAGUCAUCCAACAUCUCGCAACUCUGAUGCGCCAGAAGCUUACAGUAGUGAACUUGUCACAGCAAAGUGAAAGUACUGACCUGCUGGGUGGCUUCAAGCCCGUCAAUAUUCGUACCAUGGCAGUUCCAAUGCUGGACGAGUUCACUCAACUGUUUGAGCUGACAUUCUCCGCCAAGAAGAACCAGAAGUUCCUAUCUUCAGUGUCGAAAAGCGUUGCAUCUUCGAAUUGGGUGCGAUUGGUGACUCUAUGGCAUGAGGCCGUUCGUCUUGCCAACGGUGUCUUCCAUCCUCCCACCUCCAAUGCUGAUGGUGAUGAGCAGCCAGCCAAGAAGCGAAAGUUGGAUUCUCCCAAGUAUCAGCACCUGCGACAAAGAUGGGAGAGCUUCACGACUCAGCUUGGAGAGUUCGAAGCUCAAGUCUCACAAGGUGAUGCCAAAUUCGCCUUUGCCUUCGUCCAAGGUAAGAUCGUAAGAGCUUUGAGAAAUGGCGAAUGGGUUUUGCUAGAUGAAGUAAACUUGGCUUCCCCCGACACCCUUGAGAACAUUGCCAGUCUUUUGCACCACGGCAGCGAAGGAUCUCCUUCUGUUCUCCUCUCCGAGGCUGGUGAUGUUGAGAGGGUUUUCGGUCAUCCCGAAUUCCGUAUCUUUGGUGCAAUGAACCCUGCAACAGAUGCUGGAAAGCGAGAUUUGCCCCCAGGCCUGCGCUCCCGGUUCACCGAAUUUUACGUGCAUUCGCCCGAUACUGAUUUGGACGAUCUGUUGGCUUUGAUCCAGAAAUACCUCGGAGAUUUGACAAUCAGUGACCAGAGAGCUGUACCGGACCUUGCAACAUUGUACAUGGUGACCAAGCAGCUCAGCAACCAGAACAAGCUCACCGACGGAGCCGGCCAGAGGCCCCAUUUCAGUAUUCGUACACUUGUUCGUGCUCUCAUCUAUGUCAUCGACCAUGCGCAUGUCUACGGGCUUCGCAGAGCGAUCUUUGAGGGAUUCAGCAUGAGUUUCUUGACUGUACUCAGCCUGGCCUCAGAGCAAGCCCUAAUUCCCCUUCUCGAAACUCACAUCUUCGGCAACGCGAAGAACGCAAGAUCUCUCCUUGGACAAACCCCUCGCCCCCCGACAGAUGGCAAUGAAUAUGUCCAGUUCAAGCAUUACUGGAUGCGCCGGGGCCCUAUGAUCCCCGAGGAGCAACCGCAUUACAUUAUCACUCCAUUUAUCGAGAAGAACCUGAAGAACCUGGUCCGAGCUAGUUCCACCCGCCGAUUCCCAGUUCUACUUCAAGGUCCGACAUCAGCCGGAAAGACAAGUAUGAUUGAGUACCUUGCCAAGGUGUCUGGAAACAAGUUUGUGCGAAUCAACAACCACGAGCACACGGACUUGCAGGAGUAUUUGGGAUCUUACAUCUCCACAGACGAUGGAAGUCUAAAAUACCAAGAGGGUGUCCUGGUAGAGGCCCUACGGAACGGUUAUUGGAUUGUGCUGGAUGAGCUUAAUCUGGCACCUUCCGAUGUUCUUGAGGCUCUCAACCGACUUCUAGAUGACAACCGUGAGCUCUUCAUCCCCGAGACUCAAGAAUUCGUUCACCCUCACCCGAACUUCAUGCUGUUCGCCACUCAAAACCCCGCUGGUUUGUAUGGUGGACGAAAGGUCCUGUCCCGCGCAUUCCGCAACCGUUUCCUGGAGCUUCACUUCGAUGAUAUUCCAGAAAGCGAACUCGAGUUCAUUUUGAAGGAACGAUCUCAAAUCGCCCCUUCGUUCUGCACGCGCAUUGUGGCUGUCUACCGCAAAUUAUCAUUACUGCGCCAGUCCAACAGACUGUUUGAGCAGAAGAACAGUUUUGCCACACUGCGUGAUCUUUUCCGAUGGGCCCUUCGUGACGCAGAUGAUCGCGAGCAGUUGGCAGUCAACGGUUAUAUGCUGCUUGGUGAGCGUGUACGCAAUCCCCAAGAAAAGGCUGCUGUCAAGGCUGUGAUCGAGGAGGUCAUGAAGGUGAAAUUAGACGAGGAUACUCUCUACAGCUCUGCAGAGCUGGAAAAGAGCAUUCCUGAGAUGAGCGAGCUUCCGACUGGUAUCGUGUGGACCAAGGCCAUGCGUCGUCUUUUCGUUUUGGUAUCCAAGGCUCUCAAGAACAAUGAGCCCAUCCUGCUUGUUGGUGAAACCGGUUGUGGUAAGACCCAGCUUUGCCAGGCUGUUGCUGAGGCUUUCCGGAGAGAGCUAUUCAUUGUGAACGCCCAUGUCAAUUUGGAAACUGGUGAUUUGAUUGGAGCCCAAAGACCUAUCCGAAACCGGGCAGCGAUCGAGAAACAGCUCGUGGAUGAUCUUCAAAUGCUUCUUCAUGGUCAAGCAACUGGCACAACUUUGGAUGAGCUGAAGCAAGAGUUCUUCGCAUUGGAUGCAGAGCAGCGCCAAACCAAGGAUCAAGCUCUCAUCCAAAAGAUUGAGAGAAAUGCUGCUCGUUGCAAUGCCCUGUUUGAAUGGUCUGACGGAAGUCUCAUUACUGCCAUGAAGACCGGUCAAUUCUUCCUUCUUGAUGAAAUUUCUCUGGCGGAUGACUCCGUUCUUGAAAGACUCAACAGUGUUCUAGAACCUGCUCGGUCUAUUCUUCUCGCCGAGAAGGGACCCAUUGAUUCAAUGGUUGUGGCAGAUGGUGGCUUCCAGUUCAUGUCCACCAUGAACCCUGGAGGUGAUUACGGGAAACGCGAGCUUUCAGCAGCUCUUCGUAACCGUAUGACUGAAAUCUGGGCUCCUCAGCUUUCCGAGGACGAGGAUAUCCUGCCAAUUCUGCAGAUGAGACUAAACCUGAAGCAACAGGACGUGGCACGAGCUAUGCUACAAUUCGCCAAGUGGUUUAAAGCAACUUUCCAGAAUACCUCGACUACCUCGCUCUCAAUCCGUGAUCUUCUCGCCUGGGUAGAUUUCGUCAACACCUGUCAAAUCGCAGAUACCCAGUUCGCAAUCAUUCAAGGUGCUGCGAUGGUUUUCGUUGACACUUUGGGUGCCAACCCAGCUGCGAUGCUUGCCAUCUCCCUCAACAACCUCGAUGGAAACCGCAAAUCAUGUCUUAACAAGCUAAGUGAGUUGUUCAAGACGGAUGCUUCCAAGAUUUACUGGGAAUCCUCGAACGUCUCCGUCGAACCGGGUGCUUUGCGCAUUGGACCCUUCUCCCUGCCCACAGUUGGCAACGCCGACCCCGAUCCGCAGUUCACAAUGGACGCUCCCACUACCAUUGCCAACUCCGUGAGAAUUGCCCGUGGUUUGCAGUCCUCGAAACCAAUUCUUAUGGAAGGAAGCCCCGGUGUGGGUAAGACUACGCUUGUUACAGCCCUGGCCAGAGCCCUUGGAAAACCCCUUACUCGAAUCAACCUUUCGGAACAAACAGACCUUACAGACCUGUUUGGGUCCGACGUUCCAGUAGAAGGAGGAGACGUUGGGCAGUUUACUUGGCGUGAUGCACCGUUCCUACGAGCCAUGCAGCGCGGCGACUGGGUUUUGUUGGAUGAGAUGAACCUUGCCUCACAGUCCGUUCUCGAGGGUCUCAACUCUUGUUUGGAUCACCGUCAACAAGUUUAUAUCGCUGAACUUGAUCAGACAUUUAAGAGACAUCCUGAUUUCGUCCUGUUUGCUGCCCAGAACCCCCAUCACCAGGGUGGUGGCAGAAAGGGUCUUCCUGCAUCUUUCGUCAACCGUUUCACCGUAGUCUACGCAGACAGCUUCACCGAUGAUGAUCUGAAGACAAUUUGCUCCAGACUUUUCCCUGGCAGCCCCUCUGUGCAGACUGAGAGACUCGUUGAUUUCAUCUCUCUCCUGAACACAGCCAUUACGCGUGAACGCCGACUGGGAGCUGUUGGCGGGCCCUGGGAAGUUAACUUGCGAGACAUCCAGCGAUGGCUUCAACUUGCCGAUCGAGGAAAUCUCCAGAUCCAAACCAAGCACUUCCUUGAUGUCGUCAUCAACCAACGGUUCAGAACCCAAGAGGAUCGCGCCGUGGUCGCACAGAUCUAUGACCGUAUCUUCACCGACUCUGAUACUAGCCUCAAGAGCUAUUUCCACAAUCUGACACCUGAGUACUUGCAAGUUGGUCUUGGAGUCCUGACCCGUGAUCCUCUACUUCAGCGCUCUGCCGAGCCAAAUAUGAGGAUUCUUCCGAAGGAUCUUCACAUUGUCGAGUCACUCAUUUUGUGCAUUGACAACUCCUGGCCUAGCAUCCUCGUUGGGGCUGCUGGAUGUGGCAAGACUACUCUCAUCAGGAAGCUCGCAGCUGUCAAUGGUGCAAACCUUGUAGAGCUUGCUCUGAGCGCUGACACUGAUACCAUGGACCUGAUCGGUGGUUUCGAACAGAUCGACCAUCGCAGAGAGGUGUCGGGCUUCGUGCACGACAUUGAGAUCUUUUUGCGCAACCAGUUGAUUCAAUGCUUCGCUUCAGGAGAGGUAUCUGAUGUCGUGGUUUCUGCUCUCAGCAUUUGCGAGCAUUUCCAGGCCGCAGACAUCUCACUAGAGCAUGUCAUCCCUUCGCUCUCUGCUCUCUGCCAGUCAUCUUCUGAUCCAGCCUACCAGCAAUUCCUGGCCAGGGCUCAGAAUCUGCUGAAUGCCAUCGAACAAUCCGACAAGAUGAAGGUUGGAUUCGAAUGGACCGAAGGUGUUCUCACUCAGGCUGUUCAGCUUGGCCACUGGGUGAUUCUGGACAAUGCCAAUCUGUGCAAUCCCUCCGUUCUUGACCGACUGAACUCGCUGACGGAGCCCAAUGGUACCCUCAUUCUCAAUGAGCAACGCACCGAGGAUGGUUCCGCCAGAAUCAUUUCGCCUCAUCCUAACUUCAGGAUCUUCUUGACCAUGGAUCCCCGCAAUGGUGAAUUGUCUCGCGCCAUGCGUAACAGAUGUACUGAGAUCUGCUUCCUGCCAAACGAGCUCCAAGAUAUCAAACCUACUGUCGGCCCAUCCUACACUUGUGAAUCCUUCAUCUACCGCCUUCGCCAUAUCUGGAACCUGGACACUUCUUUGCCAUCCGCCACCUUUGAAAAUGCCCUCGAGGUCUGCUUGGAUCACCUCUCACCGGAAGACCUGUCAUAUCUUCAACAGUCCCCUCGCAACUUUGAGGCUAUCAACGCUUUGGCCCACGAGAACGAUCAAUCAUCCAAUGUCUUCCAGCGUUACACCUCGUUGUUCCACGACAACAAUCAAUGGAAGCCGCUUGAGGUCGCUAACGGCGAGAUUAUUCUCGGAGGUGCCAGACUUGGUAUCCGAGGCAUCUCACAGCCCCUUCACCCGCUCACCAAUGAGCCUCUUCUCUCGAUUGCAGGAUCCAGUGAUUUCCGAGCAUGCUUGGUCGUCCUGGCCUAUCUCCAGGAGCUGAGACUUGAUAUUCACCGUCUCAGGCAAGGCUUAAUCCAGGCUGAUACGUCUGGUAAAGAAUUGAAGCCCAGCCAGAUGACACGGCUGGAGCGAUCAUUGGCAUCUGCGCGGAUCCCUGCAUUGAUGAAGGACACGACACAGCCCGUGGCCUCAUUCUUGUCCGAUUGUGGUCAAGCAUUGUACGACUACAUUCAGGCUCUGGAUCAGAUCUCCCUUCAAGGCCCUGUGAUCGUGGCCGCCCUUCGGGCUGUAACUUCUCUAUGCUGGGAUAUUUACAGGGCCACCGAAGUAAGCCAAGUCGAUGAAGGCGAGUUCCAAAUCUAUCUGCAGAUGGGCAGGAAGCUUUGCGCGUCGCUUGACUCAUCGACCAUGCUGCAACCACUUCAAAUUGCUUUGUCACAGGCACUCGAUCGCUUCCAAGAAGGGUGGGCCUUGAUGACAGGUCUGAGCAUGCAACGAAUGUGGGAUUCUUGGAGACAUGUGACUCCCGUUUCUCAAGAGAAGUUAGACUCUCUCGCUGAGCUGGAGUCAACUGUUUUCGAGUUCACCACUUUGGCUCUACAAACUCGCGUGGAGCUUUCGCAAUUGAGUCAAGUCCGAGACUCAUUGAUUGACGCCCAGCGUUUCAUCCUUAUGGAUGGCGCUGAUGGCGAUGUGCUUGUUCAGGGCAUCAAAGAAACUGUGGCCGAGCUAUCUCGGGCAGUUCGACGCUCAGAGUCGACCGAGUACCCGUAUUUCGCCGAUGAGUUCGAAGCUCUUUGCCAGUACCAUGACAUCUCCUCAUUCUUCCAGAACGAAGUCAGUGACACUGUCAUUCAGACCGUCAUGCCACUUCUCGCUGGUCGUGCAGCUCGCGCAUUAGAUGCUUCAAACUUCCAGAGUGAUGUGCCAAACAUGCUCCACAGGGUGACAUUGUUUGCUGGUUCAUCAAGCAAAUCGGAGGCUGCACUUGCGACAGGCGGUGUCUUGUCCCUGUCACUAUUGGACAGGCUGACAGCUGUCGGUAAUACUAAAUUGGGCCAGAUGGAUAUGCUCGAAGCGGAGAAGAAAGCUCUAUCUAAAGCUAUUACCCUGAGCAGUCGACAGAUUUCUACAGAUCAGUCCAUGGAUCUCAGACGUAUUUUGGCAAGACUCACCUCAGAACUGGUAGCUUGUCAUCGCGAAUUCCUUGAACCCCGUUCAGCCGAAAACCUCAUCUCCAUUUUGCAGGCAGUUCAAGCCGGGAAUUUGUCCGAUGAACAGACAACUGUCAAGAUUGAGCUUGAUCAAAACCUGGCAAGUGCUCAAUAUCUCAAGACCAUUACCGAGCAGGCUUUGCCGAUGUUGAUCUUGUCAUUGAGUACAGCCCCGUCAAGCAAGCAGCAGAAUAUCCGCAACACUGGACUCGCAGCGGUACAGCUAGCAGUGAUUCUUCUGCGGCUCUUUGUGCCUGACAAGACUUUCGAUCCUUCGCUUGGUCUCGUCGUUCAGCGCAAGCGGCAUUCACAACGCCUUGCAGAGUUCACUGCUAAGUCUGCUGCAAUUCUUGCAUUCGAGAAGAACUUCACCAGUCAGACUUCCAACCUCAGGUCUGAGCUCUUGCAUGAUGAGAUUCGCGAUCUGGGCGCUGCCCCGCCUCCCUCAUUGGUCAACCGGCCACAGAAGUCUCAGUUGAGCCUCUUGCAAGGAGAGUUCGUGAAUUUGAUUAACUCUGUUCUGAACAGAGACCCCGAGCAAAUGAUUCGCUCUGCUGAGCAAUCGUUAACCUCCCAGAUCCAGCUUCUGCGUGAUAACAUCCAGCAGCUGAGCAGUCGUCUCAGUACUCACUACCGUUCUUACAGUGACAUCACGGUGCCUGUAGUUCGUUUCUUGCAAUUACUGGAUCUUGGUCUAUUCCUAGGCUCCAGCCAACCUGAGCAGUCGGGCGAUGUCCCUGAUAUUCAGUCUUUGAGUGAACGAACGCCCUUCCUCGGCGGUACCCUCCAUCCUGUGCUGUCAGGAAACACUGGCAAACUGUCAAUCACCCCCAAGAACCAAGUUGAAAUGCGUCUCCAAGAACUAUCGGCUCUAUGGGCCGCCCAGGACGCAGAUUCCACGAUCCUUGACACAAAGGCCGGGCGAUCAACCAUCCUCCAUAUCUUUGCUGAUUUCCAUCAACUGUGGAAGACGAAGCUCAAGGAAGACCAGGAGCAGGAAGCCGAAAAGGGAGAGCUGUACCGCUACAAGGGUUCUUGGGAAGAAGAAGAGGAAGUCAACGAAGCAGAAUUACAUGCACUCUUCCCUACCUACGAUGAAGGGCCGGUUCAGGAGACCGAAAUGACCGGCCGCAUCGACCCCAAGGCCAUCUCUCUCCGUCUUGCUUCUCUUCAUGCAAAGAUUGUUUCGAACCAGCGCACAGGAACGGCAUUGACUACAUUCGUCAAGCAAUCUGGCCACCUCUUGGGUUCGAUCUGGUCUGACAACAAGAGCGACUUCUCGCCAGUUUCACCUGAAAGCCAUCUUCCAGCAGUCCUUCUGCUUCUGGAUGACGCCAUCAACGAGGGCGAUGACCGACAGAAGAACUACAACUUCUAUACGGAUUCUAACCUCGCAGAGGCAAGGAAAUUGGUUGCUCUCACCCUUUCUGUUCAGGCUCGAUUUGCGCAGAUCCAAAAUGCUUGGCCUGAGCACGCUGUUCUCCAGGACGUCAUUACGUGCUGCAUGGAGAUCCUUCAGUUCAAGCACACAGAGCCCGUUGCUAAAUUCAUGACCAAGCUUGAGAAGCUUCAUUCCUUGGUGCACGAGUGGCAAACCGUGGCUAGCAGAGAAUACUCCGCCGUUACUGUUUACGAUGAGAUCACCAGAACUAUCAUCAGCUGGCGCCGACUUGAAUUGUCGACCUGGGCCAAGCUUCUGGAUCUCGAGAAGGAACGUUGUGACGACGACGUCAGUGCUUGGUGGUUUAUCGCCUACGAGGCCCUCCUUGGAGCCCCCAUUCAAAUGGCAGAGGCAGGUGAACAGGACAUGAGCGAGCAUACCCAGAGCUUGAUGUCUACCUUGGAACAAUUCUUCAAGUCUACUACUCUUGGUCAAUUUGCUCGUCGCCUGCAAUUGGUCACCAACUUCCAAGCCUUGCUGGAGGUCUUCACUAAGGACUUCCCUUGUCUCAAGCAGCUUGUUUCAGCCAUGGACAACUUCCUCCACCAUUACCGACCCUUCCAACCAGGGGUGGACAAGAUCUUGACCGAGAGGCGUGCCGCUCUUGAAAAGGAUAUCAAGGAGCAGAUCCAGUUGGCCAGCUGGAAGGACAUCAACAUUGUUGCUCUGAGGGAGAGCGCCAAGCGGUCUCAUGUUAAGUUGUUCAAGUUGGUUCGUAAGUAUCGUGAAGCUCUUGGCCAGCCGGUCCAAUCAACCCUCGAGCAAGGUCUUCCAGAAAGCACCGAAGAGAUCACUUCAAUGUCUCAUUCGGAACCAAUCCGUCCUACUGCGCUAUUCCCCGAGGCGAUGGCAAUCUGCCAAAAGUACAAGGACCUCUGGUCAACCAGAGCACUGCGUUUCCAGAAGCCUGAUGGCACAGCCGACAACAUGAUGAAGCUUUACUCUGCCAUUCCAUCCGAGUUUGACAUCGCCAAGGAUCUCGACAGCUUCAUCGUGUCUGUGAUUGAGAACAUGAACGAGUACAAGUCCAAGACACCCAAGGUCUUGACCGAGGAUAAUAAGGAUGAUGUGCAGCAUCUCAAGUCCCAAAAGCGUCGUCUCUACGCUGAAACCCUGAAGAAACUCUACGAGAUGGGCGUUAAGCGCAAUGCUGGAACUAGCGUGAUCGAGACUCAAGAAUCUCUCGCGCAGAUCCUUGCUACUAGCGCUGCUUUCGAGUCUAGCGCGGCAACUUCGAGCGCUGUUCAAAGUGCCGACUGGUACUUCCACAGACUUGUGGACCUCCUGCCCAAGACCCGUCUAGCUUCGCGCAACUAUUCCGAGGAGCUGAGCAACGUCGAGGUCUUCAGAAGUAUGGGAUCUAUUGAGCACCUUAUCUUCACCGUUCGUCGGCAGAGAGGUAUCAUCUCGCCCGCUCUCACUGGCCUAGGCAAGUUGAAGUCCACGCUUGACAAGGUGCAGAACCUUUGGACAGCAACCUCCGACUCUCUCUCCAAGGAUCAUGCUUCUACUUCGGAAGAACGAACCAACCUGGCCAGAGUCGUGGCUUGGUUGGCGCCCAUUCUUGGAUUGGCUGCCAUGAUUGUCAGCGUGCAUGCCAAGUUCUCAGGACUUGACGCAUCCAAGAUUGUCGAAGCGCUAAGCUCCAAGAAAGCGACCUUCGACACCUUGCGCAAAUCGCACGAGGCUCUUCCCCUUCUGCCUACCGGAAUUGUGUCGAAGGCGCACCACGAGAUCAUGCAGCAGACACGAGCCUCGCUCGACGAGUUGGCUGCUGAUCUGAAGAAGUGGAGUCAGUCUCGCCCCGACCUUGCCUUCGUAUUGGACCAGGUCACACCUUGGAUCAGAACAGACAUAGGUGCUCUUCCCGACACUUUCGAAGAGAACAACCUUUCCAUCCAAGCCUUCGACAGCAGCCUUCUGACUGCUAUUGACAAGAUGCUCAUUGGUCUCCAGAAGCUCAAGGAAGUGCCUGCUGCUAUCACCUUUGAUGGGUUGCUGUUGAGGAGUGACGAGUUCUUCUCUCGCGGAGUGAAGGCUGUCCAUCUCACCGAGAUCACAUCAUCAUUCGAGAUGGUCCUUGAGCAGUUGAACCACCUGCAAGACCACUCCGCAGCCGGCCUCGCUAUUGCCACCGCCUUGAUCACUAGUAUCUUACCCGUUGCCAACAGAUACUACCAAAUCUGCCGAGACCUUGCCGAUCGAUUCGUCGCUGUUCAUCGCGAGAUCUGUAAGACAUCUUACAUUCUGACAAAGACCUUCAACCAGGUCGCCUCCGAGGGCUUCUGUAGCCCUGGCGAGGCCUCCCAAGACCAGGGCAAGGAGGGUAAGAUGGAAAGUGGAACAGGUCUCGGUGAAGGCGAAGGUGCGGAAGAUAUCAGCAAGGAUGUUGGUGAUGACGAAGACCUCUCUGAGCUGGCCCAGCAGGAGAACAAGAAAGAGGACGGUGACGACGAGAUGGAUGAUUCCGCCGACGCUGUCAAUAUGGACCAGGAGGAGCUCCAAGGUGACGCCGAGGACCGUAAGGAUGGCGAAGAGGAGGAUAAGGAUGAGAGUGCCGAUGAAGGUGAAGAUGACAUCGACGAAGAGACUGGCAGCGUCAAUGACCUCGACCCAGCUGCUGUUGAUGAGAAGCUCUGGGACGGUGGAAACGAUGACCAGCAGAAGGAUACCGAGAACGAAGAAGGCAAGGGCCAGUCAGAGGCUGAGCAACAGGCUGCCGCGCAAGAAGAACAGAAGAAGGACAAGGACGGCGAAAAGGCCGAAGACAAGGAUGGUGAAGGCGAAGAGGAGGAAGAAACUGAAGACGAAGAAGCCCCUGAAGAUGAGGGUGAGGCAGUAGGCCGUGAGGAGAUGGAUGUCACCGACCCUCAAGCGGAGGAGCAAGAGACACUUGAGCUUCCCGAAGAAAUGCAGCUUGACGGUGAUGAUGGAAAGGAUGAUGGUGGUGACGAAGACGAUGAUGGAAUGGAUGACCUUGACGAUGACAUGGGUCCCGCUCCUGAGGAAGAAGGCAAGGUCGAAGAUGGUGACGAUCAUGCCGGCGAAGAAGACGUCGACGCAGCACCAGAUGACCAAGCGCCUGGUGAGGAUGAAGAGAUGGGCGAUGAAGAUGCCAACGAAGCCGAAGCCGGAGGAGAGGAAGAGGAGGAAGCUGGUGGCGAAGACCCUGAUGAGCCCGAAAAGGACGACUUCCUCGCACAGCGCGAUGAAAAUGAGGCCGCGGGCGACAAUGUCGCUCCUAGCGAGGCUGUUACUGGAGGACUCGGAGCGGAGCAAGACCAAAACGAAGAUAAGGGUGCAUCGGGCGACGCCCAGCAGGAGAGCGGUUCGAGUGAUCCCACCGCCAACGUCGACGAACAGACGGGUGCUGCUAAAGACAGCGAGGAGAGCCAGGCCAGCCGAGAGGCCGGUGGAGGCGAAGAGACAAAGCCGAAUGAGCCUCAAAUGCAGGCGUUCAAGAAACUUGGUGAUAUGUUGGAGGAAUGGCACCGAAGGCAAAAGGAGAUUCUGAACCCAUCCCAAGAGGAGGACGAUUCUCAGCCUAUGCCUCAAGACACCGAUAUGGCCGACGCGGACUUCGAGCACCUCAAGGACGACGAUGACGCUGCUGAUACCCAGGCUUUGGGACAAGCCAACGAAGAGCAAGCACAAGCUCUCGACCAGAGCAAGGGCGUCGAGUCCGACAUCAAGCCCGGCGAGAACGAUGUUCUCCCCGAUGUCGCAGAAGACCAGCAAGACGCCGUGGACAAUCAACUCGAGGAUGAGAUGCAAAUCGACCGUGAAACUGCCCCCACCGACAGCGAACACGCCGGUGCCUUCAUUCCAGGCGGCAAUCCAUCCCAAGACCGUGCAGAGGGAGGACAGGGCGCCGAAGCCCUGAACGAGGAGCUCGACGAAGUCGACACCCAGCUUGCAGCAAUCCACCUCUCCUCCACGCUUCCACCGUUGACGCCACAAGACGAAGCCCGUCGCCUUUGGUCUCACUACGAGUCCGCGACAAAUGAUCUCUCCCUCUCGCUGACCGAACAACUCCGCCUCAUCCUCGCUCCAACAAUGGCUACCAAGCUCCGCGGCGACUUCCGCACCGGAAAGCGUCUCAACAUCAAGCGCAUCAUCCCAUACAUUGCAUCUCAGUACAAGCGCGACAAGAUUUGGAUGCGCCGCUCCAUUCCGUCAAAGCGAAACUACCAGAUCAUGCUCGCUGUCGAUGACAGCAAGUCCAUGCUUGAAAGUGGAAGUGGCCAGCUCGCCUUCGAGACCCUCGCCCUCGUCGCGAAGAGUCUGAGCAUGCUCGAAGCAGGCGAUCUUUGCGUCCUUGGCUUCGGUAAUGAAGACCACGUUCGCGUCGCUCACGAAUUCGGAAAGCCUUUCUCCUCGGAGGCUGGUUCGCAGGUCUUCCAGCAUUUCAGCUACCAACAAACUGGCACAAACGUGCGCAAGCUGAUUGCCGAUUCAAUUGCGUUGUUCCGUGAGGCGCGCUGGAAGCGUUCACCUGGUUCCGGCUCUGCUGAUCUCUGGCAACUUCAGCUCAUUAUCUCUGAUGGUAUCUGUGAAGAUCAUGAUACUAUUCGUCGUCUUGUCCGACAGGCGCUUGAGGAGCGCAUUAUGAUUGUGUUUAUCAUCGUUGAUGCUGUUAAGGGUAGCUCGAUCCUCGAUCUCUCGCAGGCCAACUUUGAGGCUGAUCCUGCUUCCGGUGGUGAGAUGAAGCUUAAGAUGAAGCGCUAUCUUGAUCACUUCCCCUUCCCUUACUACCUCGUUGUCCGUGAUGUGAAGGAGUUGCCCUCUGUGUUGGCUACUGCGCUGAAGCAGUGGUUUGCCGAGGUUGUGGACGUGUCGUCUUGA
This is a messenger RNA of Penicillium arizonense, 14745 nucleotides long. Its product is annotated as AAA family ATPase midasin. Gene Ontology annotation, cellular component: nucleus; preribosome, large subunit precursor. The record is from RefSeq and is a predicted model, not a curated record. Bases 1 to 14745 code for a protein of 4914 amino acids. Gene Ontology annotation, molecular function: ATP hydrolysis activity; ATP binding. Lineage: Eukaryota; Fungi; Ascomycota; Eurotiomycetes; Eurotiales; Aspergillaceae. Gene Ontology annotation, biological process: rRNA processing; ribosomal large subunit assembly. The transcript has 2 exons.